AUGCACUUUGUCCUUCCUUUUAUGCUGGGUCUGGCGCAGCUGGCCAAUGCCUACAAUCCUUCCUUGACCAAGAUCAAUGCAACUGACAUUGCUACUCGUGACGUUAAUGGAUAUCGCUCUGUGGCCUACUUUGUGAACUGGGGCAUUUAUGCUCGCAACUUCCAGGCUCAAGAUAUCCCUGCUGAGCAACUGACCCAUGUUCUCUACGCGUUUGCCAAUGCUCAUACCUCUGGUGAGGUAAUCCUGUCGGACACUUGGUCAGACACUGACAAGCAUUACUCCACUGAUUCCUGGGCUGAUACCGGGAACAAUGUCUAUGGCUGUCUCAAGCAGCUUUUUCUACUCAAGAAGAAAAACCGUAAGCUCAAGGUUCUUCUGUCGAUUGGAGGAUGGAACUAUUCUUCCAACCUCAGAACAGCCUUUGAGACUGAGUUGGGACGCCAGAAUUUCGCUAAUAGUUCUGUCGAACUGCUGAAGAACCUGGGCUUUGACGGUAUUGAUAUUGAUUUUGAAUACCCUGCCAAUGAUAAAGAAGCGGGCCAAUUUGUUGAUACCCUACGUCGUCUUCGUGAGGCCCUUGAUUCGUAUAGCUCGACCAACGUAGGGGGCUAUCAUUUCUUACUGACUACUGCAUCCCCUGCUGGCCCUUCCAACUACCAGAGAGAGCACCUUGCCCAAAUGGAUCAGUACCUUGACUUCUGGAACUUGAUGGCCUACGAUUAUGCCGGAUGCUGGGACACUGCUGCCGGAUGCCGAGGAGUCGUUGCUGGCCACGCUGCCAAUCUCUAUGCAUCCAGUGGCAACCCCGCCAGUACUCCGUUCAACACGGACCAAGCAAUCAAUUACUACACAUCGCAUGGAGUUACCCGUGGCAAGAUUGUCCUGGGUAUGCCUCUAUACGGCCGGGCCUUCACUGACACAAACGGCCCUGGUCAACCAUCCAAUGGUGUUGGUGCUGGGAGCUGGGAGAACGGUGUGUGGGACUAUAAGGCUCUGCCCCAGCCCUACUGCGCGGUCACAACUCUGGACCAAGAAGCUGCUAGCUACUGCUAUAACUCAGACUCGCAUCUCUUCAUCAGCUAUGAUACCCCUGAGAUUGCGCGUAAGAAGGGCGAGUACAUCAAGUCUAAGGGCCUUGGUGGUGGUAUGUGGUGGGAGCUCAGCGGUGACAAACAAGGUGAUGGCAGUUUGGUCGCCACAGUUGUGGAGACCCUUGGAGGCACUGGCGCUUUGGACAAGAGCGAGAAUCAGCUGAGCUAUCCCGCCUCCAAGUAUGACAAUCUGAAGGCCGGCUUCUAA
This is a messenger RNA of Penicillium nucicola, 1299 nucleotides long. Its product is annotated as glycoside hydrolase family 18 protein. The record is from RefSeq and is a predicted model, not a curated record. Gene Ontology annotation, biological process: carbohydrate metabolic process; chitin catabolic process. The transcript has 6 exons. The coding region runs from base 1 to 1299 and encodes 432 amino acids. Gene Ontology annotation, cellular component: extracellular region. Lineage: Eukaryota; Fungi; Ascomycota; Eurotiomycetes; Eurotiales; Aspergillaceae. Gene Ontology annotation, molecular function: chitin binding; chitinase activity.